AUGGCUUUAUUGAAAAGAGGGGCACGUAAUAAGAAUGCUCAAGAGCCAGCAAAGCGAUCUGCCAAGAUUAAGAAAGCCACAUUUGAUGCCACCAAGAAAAAGGAAGUUGGUGUUUCUGAUUUAACCUUAUUGUCCAAAAUUUCAGACGAAACUAUCAAUGACAACUUGAAAAAGAGAUUUAUGAAUGGUACCAUUUAUACCUAUAUUGGCCAUGUUCUGAUUAGUGUGAAUCCUUUUCGUGAUCUAGGAAUUUACACAGAUGCCAUUGUAGAGUCAUAUAAAGGGAAGAAUAGAUUAGAGGUCCCACCUCAUGUCUUCGCAAUUGCAGAAUCCAUGUAUUAUAAUAUGAAAUCAUAUAAUGAAAACCAAUGUGUCAUCAUCUCAGGUGAGUCAGGUGCAGGGAAAACUGAAGCUGCCAAGAGAAUUAUGCAAUAUAUCGCUUCAGCUUCUACUACCCAUUCAGAAUCCAUUGGGAAGAUUAAAGAUAUGGUUUUGGCCACUAACCCAUUGUUGGAAUCUUUUGGUUGUGCAAAGACAUUAAGAAAUAAUAAUUCAUCAAGACAUGGUAAAUAUUUAGAAAUUAGAUUCAACUCCCAGUUUGAGCCUUGUGCCGGUAAUAUUACUAAUUAUCUGUUGGAAAAGCAAAGAGUUGUUAGCCAAAUUAAAAAUGAAAGAAAUUUUCACAUCUUCUAUCAGUUUACCAAAGGUGCCUCAGACGCCUAUAGACAGACAUUCGGUGUCCAAAAACCUGAACAAUAUAUUUAUACAUCAGCCUCAGGGUGUACAAGUGUUGACACCAUUGAUGAUGUGAAUGAUUAUCGAGAAACAUUAAAGGCUAUGGAAGUCAUUGGAUUACACCAAGAGGAACAAGAUCAGAUCUUCAGAAUGCUUGCUGCUGUCUUGUGGAUUGGUAAUGUCUCUUUCGUUGAAAAUGAAGAAGGUAAUGCUCAAGUUAGAGAUACUUCAGUUACUGAUUUUGUUGCUUACCUUCUACAAAUUGAUGCGCCCUUAUUGAUCAAAUCAUUAGUCGAAAGAGUCAUGGAAACAAAUCACGGUAUGAGAAGAGGUUCCGUAUACCAUGUCCCACUGAAUAUUGUUCAGGCAACAGCUGUAAGAGAUGCUCUUGCUAAGGCAAUCUACAACAAUUUAUUCGAAUGGAUUGUUGGCAGAGUAAAUGUUUCUUUGCAGGCCUACCCCGGUGCUGAUAGAUCUAUCGGUAUUUUGGAUAUCUAUGGUUUUGAAAUUUUUGAGCAUAAUUCUUUUGAACAAAUAUGUAUUAAUUAUGUUAAUGAAAAGUUACAACAAAUCUUCAUCCAAUUGACUUUAAAAUCUGAGCAAGAAACAUAUAAGAGAGAAAAGAUUAAGUGGACUCCUAUUAAAUACUUUGACAAUAAAGUCGUUUGUGAUUUAAUUGAAGCCAAGAGACCACCUGGUAUCUUUGCUGCCAUGAAUGAUUCUGUUGCAACAGCACAUGCCGAUUCAAAUGCCGCUGAUCAAGCAUUUGCCCAACGUCUGAACAUGUUCAGCAGUAAUCCUCAUUUCGAAUUAAGAUCUAACAAGUUUGUCAUUAAACAUUAUGCUGGUGAUGUUACUUACGAUGUCAAUGGUAUUACUGAUAAGAAUAAAGAUCAAUUACAAAAGGAUCUUGUGGAAUUGAUUGCAACAACCACAAAUCCAUUCUUAUCCGGAAUAUUCCCUGUGGAAGUCGAUAAGGAAUCAAAAAGAAGACCACCAACUGCUGGUGACAAAAUCAUCAAAAGUGCAAAUGAGUUGGUGGAAACAUUAUCAAAGGCCCAACCCUCCUACAUUAGAACGAUUAAACCAAAUCAAACAAAAUCACCAAACGAUUACGAUGAUCACCAAGUGUUACACCAAGUUAAAUAUUUAGGUUUACAGGAGAAUGUUAGAAUUAGAAGAGCCGGUUUUGCUUAUAGACAAACUUUUGAGAAAUUUGUUGAAAGAUUCUACUUAUUAUCACCUCAUUGUUCUUAUGCUGGUGACUAUACUUGGCAAGGUGAGACAUUAGAUGCUGUUCAGCAUAUUUUGAAUGAUGCCUCUAUCCCAGCUUCUGAGUACCAGUUGGGUACAACUAGUGUUUUCAUUAAAACUCCUGAAACCUUAUUUGCACUGGAGCAUAUGAGAGACAGAUACUGGCAUAAUAUGGCAGCUAGAAUUCAACGUGCCUGGAGACGUUUCUUGAGAAGGAGAAUAGAUGCAGCCAUUAGAAUUCAACGAACGAUAAGAGAAAGAAAAAGUGGUAAUAAGUACGAGCAACUACGUGAUGAAGGUACGAAAUUAUUGGGUGGAAGAAAAGAAAGGAGGUCAAUGUCAUUAUUGGGAUAUAGAGCUUUUAUGGGUGACUACCUUUCUUGUAAUGAAUCUAAAUCUAAGGGAUCCUAUAUUAAAAGGCAAGCUGGGAUUAAAGAAAGAGUGGUGUUUUCUAUUCAUGGUGAAAUGUUACAUUCUAAGUUUGGUAGAUCAGCCCAAAGAUUGAGAAAGACAUUUAUUUUGACACCUACAACAUUCUACAUUGUUGGGCAAACCAUGGUCCAAAAUUCAAUGAAGUACAUGCAAGAUUAUAGUAUCAAUUUGAAAAGUAUAAGAGAGGUCAGUUUAACAUCAUUGCAAGAUGAUUGGAUUGGUAUUGUCAUGAGUGGUUCUUCUCUUCCGGAUCCAUUUAUCAAUACCUCAUUCAAAACUGAACUUAUUACGCAAAUGAAGAAAUUAAAUGGUGGAAUUCAGGUAAAGGUUGGGCCUACUAUCCAAUAUCAAAAGAAGCCUGGGAAACUCCAUUCGGUUAAAUCGAGUAUCAGUGACACAGCACCAAAAUAUAGUGAUCUGUAUAAAUCCAGUACCAUUUUUGUUCGCCGUGGACAUCCAGCAAACUCCAAGUCCAAGAAGAAGCCUAGAAACAAGGGUGGUUCAUCAAGUGCCAGUUAUUCCACAUCUUAUACACAUAAUUCACGACCAAAAUCCAGUAUUUCACAACAGCCAAGAAGUCCAAAGCCGGUUGCAACAUCUAGACCUGCAACAAAGAAGGUUGCACCUCCCCCACCAGGAUCGCAAAAUUUGGCUGCCAGUGCUGCUCAAGCUGUGUACCAUCCAAAUGGGAACUCUAAACCAGCUGCUCCAAAUCCUGGUACUAAACCACAACAUCGUCCGGCUAAGAAGAGGGUAGCACCACCAAAACCUCAGCAAGCACAAAAACCAACCCAACGACCAAAAGAACAAGAACGCCAUAUCCAGAAACCAGCAGCAGCAGCUGUACCUCCUCCACCUCCACCUCCGCCAAUGGGACAAACAGAGCCCAAGUUUGAAGCUGCUUUUGAUUUCGCAGGGACAGGGGCAGCAUCCGAACUGCCUUUAAAGAAGGGUGAAGUUGUUUAUAUUACAAGACAAGAGCCAAGUGGGUGGUCAUUGGCUAAGACUUUAGAUGGUUCCAAGCAAGGUUGGGUUCCUACUGCUUAUAUUGCAGAAGUUAAGGGAUCUGUUCACACUCCUGCACCCGCUGCGGUUCCUGCACCAAAAGCACAUGUUCCUGUCGUCCAACAACAACAACAGCAGCCUACACCUGCAGCCAACCCAGGCCCAGGUUUCACUGAUGGUUUAGCAUCUGCUUUAGCUGCAAGAGCAAAUAAGAUGAGAGAUGAAAGUGAGGGAGAAGACAAUAACGGCGAUGAUGACGAUGAUGAUUGGUAG
Molecule: messenger RNA, 3699 nt
Organism: Naumovozyma castellii
Lineage: Eukaryota; Fungi; Ascomycota; Saccharomycetes; Saccharomycetales; Saccharomycetaceae
Product: myosin family protein
Exons: 1
Coding region: 1-3699 (1232 amino acids)
Source: RefSeq, a predicted model, not a curated record